Molecule: messenger RNA, 1604 nt
Organism: Drosophila takahashii
Lineage: Eukaryota; Metazoa; Arthropoda; Insecta; Diptera; Drosophilidae
Gene: w-cup
Product: world cup
Source: RefSeq, a predicted model, not a curated record
AAGGGUCAAAUUAGCCUUUGAACUUCUAUUCAAACUGCCAACCAAAAGUCCCAGUCAGUCAUCAAAUAAUGUGAAUCAAGUCGGAUCCAUUUUUUUGUAUAAAAAGACACAGGAAAACACAAAUUUUCGACCUGCAAAAUGGAAGAGACUGAAAUUUCAGAAAAUAAAAAUUUAACACAAGCAGACAAGAUGAAACCAGCAAGUGCACAUGGUGAACACAAGGAGUUGUAUUUGUUGAGUGUUUCAGAUUCAGAAGAUUCACUUGGACAAAUGGGUCUUGACAAGAAAAAGUUAAGUACGGUCAAGAAUCUCAAAAUGAUGCAAUCAAAUGUGGACGAUUUGGAGCAAAGCCGACAGGCAAAGGAAAAAACGCUGGAUGUACCACAAAAUAAUAUGGAUGUUCAGGAAAAACAGAAGAUCGAAUCAGAGGCAUCCAUGCAGUUAAGUAAAGCUGAAGAAAAUGUGGAAAUUUCUGGAACCGAGGAGGAUAACAUCAGAACGAACUUGGAUUCGGCAAAGGUUAGUCGAAAGGACUCAAAAGAACUAAGUCAAGAACAAAACAAGACAGAAAUAUCUGGAACAAAGGAUGAAAAUAUCGGACUAAAGAAGGCCUCAGAAAAAACUAUUCCGAAGAAACCCAAGGUACCAAGUCAAGCCAAGUUAAGGGAUGCGGUGUCGAAUAGACAGCUAAAUAAGGAAGAGAAGUCCCAAAACAAGUUAAGUGCAGAAGAUGAUUCUUCUCCCCAGAAAAGUCUCUUUGGAGAAAUUAAGGCAGACGAGGAAAAUCGCAAAACGGAACAUCAAGCAGGCGAGGAAAUUCUGAAGAGCAUUCCAGAAAAACCUGUAAAAGGAGUACUAAACGCAAAGGAACAGGACACCAUUCCCAAGCCCGAGCAUUUCCAGCAGACCUUGAGUUAUCGGAAUGAACCAACGGCAAGCACUUCUUCUUCUGCAUCGGAUUCGAUAAAAGAUGCAGAAAAACCUAAUAAAAUUGAAAUGAAGAUCGACCCAAGGAACAAAAUUAAAAAGGACAUGGAAGAAUAUUUCAGUGGCAUUCAGGCCCUGGAGGUGAAGAAAAAGCUGCACGAUGAGAUGAACGCAAAGGAGGCCGAAGCCAUUUUGAAGGAGGAGCAGCGAAGGAAAACCUGGAAGGAAAUGCUCUCAGAGGUCGGCCGAGCCACAUCCCUGUCCACAUCCACUCACAGCACUUCCACGGGAAGACCUCCCCGAUCCGUCGUGGUGGCCAUCCUGCAGCGCACCGCAAAGGCUGAGUACAAGAGGAAACUGACCAUCCUCCAAGAUAACUUCAAAUAUCGCCUGGGGCUGAUCAAGCAGCUUAAACACGACAUGAAAAACAACUUUAAGAGCGAAGCCCAGCAACUCUAUUGCGACUACCACACCAUCAAGAAUCAGACUCAAAACCAACCCACUCUAAACGAGAUGUAUACGGUGUACUCCAAAAACAGCCACGAAGAAUAGCAAUCCUUAGCGAGAACCAUUAGUUAGCCUUACCUCUUGUACCUCUACUAUCCACCACCAUUAAGGAACCAUAGAGAUAGGAAACACUAGAAACGAGUAACCGGCAGCCGAAAGAAGGAUAAUGA